Messenger RNA from Neopelma chrysocephalum (saffron-crested tyrant-manakin), 2838 nucleotides. RefSeq names its product leucine rich repeat containing 14B (gene LRRC14B). NCBI's taxonomy places the organism in Eukaryota, Metazoa, Chordata, Aves, Passeriformes, Pipridae. The transcript is spliced from 2 exons. Bases 1 to 1551 code for a protein of 516 amino acids. Gene Ontology annotation, cellular component: cytoplasm. The record is from RefSeq and is a predicted model, not a curated record.
AUGAAGUCUCUCCGAUUCCUUAGUGCCGAAGCAUUCGUGUCAAAUGCAGAGUUUGCCAGGAAGAGUCUCAGCGCUGUUGCCCAUAAUCUUUUUCCUCUUCUUUUUAAAGCCAGCUAUUUACUGGAGCAAGGGGAAGUGAUUCAUGACUUGGUAGAGAACUGGCCACUUGUUGACUUUAACAUUGGAAAACUUUUGGGAGCUACUGUGGACUACCAGGAAGACUUGAGCCAUAGAACAUGCUCAGUGUGCUUGGAAAGCUGUCUAACAGGGCUGAGAGACUAUGUGCUGAAUAAUUUUUCUCCCUACAGGAAAAGGUUGAAAGUGGUUGACCUGACAGGUAUAAAAGAUGUUGAAGUUCAGUUUUGUGAGUGCAAGAAGACAAUGGGCAGGUGGGCCAGGACGCAGCUGCUCUCCAAGCUUUGUUUAGAACUGGUGGUUUACCUGCAACAAGCACAGUGCAAUCCAGGUACCUUUGAAAUCAGUAUUGAUGUGCUAAUUGACUUGUUUGUUACAGAGCGGAACUAUGAGCUGGUCGUGGAGGCCCUGUUGAAGAAAUGCUGUUGUCCACUGAAGAUCUGCUGUGUGGCAUUCAGAUCUGACAACCUGACUUUGCAGAAAUUCUUCUACAUCAUAAAACUCGCUGAUCCCUCGUUAUUGCGCAAACUGGAAAUAGUUCAUAAUGUUCGCUUGGAAAUGGAACACUUGGAAAUACUCUUCAACAGUAUCCACUUCCCUCUAUUGAUGUCCUUGACCUUGCCAGCACGAACAUUUAAUGUGCAGAGGUUCACAGCUACAGAUGAACAGAUGCUUACUAAUAUUGGAGAAAAGAUGGGUGAAAUGACGCAGCUCACUGAGCUGUGUAUGUCAUUUUCUAUACUCACAGGAAGAAUACAGAAACUGCUCAGCCCACUAAAAACUCCACUGAAGAUGCUGGAUGUUUCUAACUGCUCACUGAACCAUGCCGAUAUGGCCUAUUUAGCCAAUAGCUUCCAUGCUAAUCACUUAGAAGCCCUGGACCUGAGCGGUCAUGAUAUACCUGAACUUUACCCAUCAACAUUCUUUAAGCUGCUCAGCCAUUCCUCUUCAGUGCUCAGGAGUCUUACCCUGGAGGACUGUAACAUCCAAGAUACUCAUGUCAACAUGUUGAUUUUAGGUUUAAGCCCUUGCCAGAAAUUACAUGAGUUUAAGUUUGUGGGAAACCCACUGUCAUCCCAAGCACUUAAACACCUUUUCACAUUUCUCUGUGAAUUGCCAAUGCUGAAAAAUGUGGAGUUCCCAGUUCCAAGGGACUGCUACCCUAUUGGCAUCACCUACCCCAUUGAUGAUGCCAGUGUUUGCAGAUUUGAUCACCAAAAAUAUGAAAGUGUAGCAGAGGAGCUUAACCUCAUUUUACUCCAAGCAAAUAGGGAGGAUGUGAAGGCUUCAACGCCACUCUUUGGAAGUUAUGACGCAGCUGUUCAGGAGACGAACAACGAACUGGGAGCUUACUUGAUCAAGUCCUUCAAAGAGACUUUAGAAAAGUUCACUACUUCUUUUAACAAAAUGAGUUGAAGUUGUAACAUAGUGGUGAUGAUAAUACUCUGUCAAAUCAGAAGUUAAUUUAGUCUUUCCUAGAACUGCACCUUCAAUCAUCAGUUGUGAAUUUUCUUUAAUUUUUCAGCUGAAUUUAUUAUUGUUUGAAUAGCCUCUGAUCACCUGAGGUAUUGUAACUCAUGAUAUAUUUAUUGCAUGCACCUUACAAAGCACUACAUGCUCACAAGAGGGAAGGACACUUAAUAGCUUAUUAUUUUAUACAAAAGAACUUUGUUUCUCAGUAUAGCAAUAAGUAUUUAAGCUUGACUGAUUUCUUACACAGGUUCCUCUGGAUUUGGCAGUGAGGCUUGCAGCCCUGCAGAAAAGACAGGAAUGUCCUUUCUCAAGUCCAGCAGGAUGUCCCAGAGGUUGUGCACAUAUCCUCACCUGUGGCUCCCAAAAUUAAUUUUUUUUUGCCCUGGGCCUUCUGAAUUCACCAAUCUGUGUUUUAUCCAGUACACUCCCAAUAGCGGGGACAUGUCCCUGUGCCUCUCUUUCUUGGGCAGAGGCAAGAACAAUAAACACAAUUUGUCUAAUAUAUUGUGCUGGUAAGGAGUAAAAUUCCUUUCCAAGUAGGUAGCAAACCAAGCAGUUGGCUGACAGGAGAGGAUCCCACCCCACCUACCCCAGAAAUAUAAAGCAGCCUAUGAGGACUCUCAUGGUGCUCUUGCAAUGUGUAUUUUAGAAUGGUAGACCAGGACAGUGCUGCACAGCCACGCUUGUCAUGUUAGCUGGUAAGUGCCUCAAGCCACUCCCUUCAUGGAAUCAGCUUCUUGGCUGGUAGAAUGUACCCUGCUGCUUUCAGGUGCUUUAAAGAAAGUCUAGGACAGCGGUAAUGCUGAAAAAAGAAGAGUGUUGAAAACAUACGUAAAAAAAAAAGAAUCUAAUGUCAGUUUAAAAAAUGUGGAAAAGGGACAAGGCUGGUUGCUCGGUAACUAGAAGUUCAUCUGUGUACAACACUGCCUUCUUCUGUCAGGACUGUGUGUUCUGCUACAGACUUGCAACCAGUGUCAGGAAGAAUCACAUUUAUUUGUCAAGCUCCAGUGUAUAAGAGUGACAGAGUAAACAGAAUCCCAUACUUCACAUAUGCUGUGUUGGAGCAUAGGUGAAGGGGUUAACAGGAUGUCGGGAUACAGCAGUAGGGCCAAAAACACACAUCUGAAGAGUACUAUAAUGGGGGAUGAAUGGCAAAGAACUGUCAUAGUCUACUCAGCUUCUCACCAGUAAAACUAGAGACUUGGUUAGCUUCUAGGUAAUCAAAAAAAA